AUUUCCAUGGAGCACAGAGAUGAUGAUGAUGAUAAUGAUGAUGUGUCUUUUGCCAAGUGGAUGAGCAGCUUUUGGGGUCACAGCUGGAGAGACAAGGAUGAGCGAGGACUCCGGGACCACCACCGACUACAAGAGGCAAGCUACAGGAAGGCUUCGCUACCCUGCCCAUUUCCUGCAUUUCCUAGCAUUACAUCAUCUGACUGCCACCCUAGAAGACAUUCUCACGAGGACCAGGGAUCUGGAAGUCAUCUUCCCAUGCGGUAUCACAGAAAAUGCUCAGUGGAUGGAUCACUCCGGGAGCCAGUAGAAUCACAAAGAAGAGCUCAUUCCAAAAUGCAGGAAUUUUCAGAAUCCUUUGAACGACACAUGUGCCUUCAAACCAAGCCCUCUCCUUCUGCGGGACCCAAGGGGAGGAAGGAGAGAGAUGGCAGAUGUUGCCUAGAGACUUCCAUGAGAUCCUACAAGAAGGUGGAGGACAGAAGGAGCUCCGUGAAGGAUGGAGACGGACCCGUGGCUCCUCUGUUUGAAAGGGGGCCUGAGUAACACUUCGUUUCAACAUUGCCAUGACAGAUGCCACUGGUUGCUCAGAGACCUAGAACUUCCUGCAGAAUGAUAUCCGGAAAGGGUGUCAGCGGAUGUUGAGAUUAAAGUGGGCAGUUAGAAUGGCUGCUUCUCAACAUGACUUGUGUUUUGCUCCAACUGCCCCUGGCACCUUGAGUGUACAAUGUUUAUGUCCUUCUGUGGUAAGAAGAAAAGGUAUUUGAAUAAAAUAAAGGAUAAUUUCUGAU
Messenger RNA from Mus pahari (shrew mouse), 788 nucleotides. RefSeq names its product leukemia NUP98 fusion partner 1 (gene Lnp1). The record is from RefSeq and is a predicted model, not a curated record. Bases 7 to 543 code for a protein of 178 amino acids. Lineage: Eukaryota; Metazoa; Chordata; Mammalia; Rodentia; Muridae. The transcript has 3 exons.